Molecule: messenger RNA, 2635 nt
Organism: Olea europaea var. sylvestris
Lineage: Eukaryota; Viridiplantae; Streptophyta; Magnoliopsida; Lamiales; Oleaceae
Product: polyadenylate-binding protein 2-like
Exons: 9
Coding region: 251-2194 (647 amino acids)
Cellular component (GO): ribonucleoprotein complex
Molecular function (GO): RNA binding
Source: RefSeq, a predicted model, not a curated record
CAGUUUCUUUCUUCUCCGACUGCGGUGCAGUUUCUGCCCUCCGAAACCUAUUUUGACCUCUCCAGUUUCUCUCUCUAUUUUACCAUUCCCUCUCCUCGUUGUUAUGCCAAAAUAAAAUUUUUUCCCUUUUCAAUUCUCUUUGUUUACUCUUUUCUGAUUUACCUCUCUAGGGUUCCAACUAUUUAUAACAAAGAGGAGAGGGAAAAAUAUCAAAAAAGGAAUAAAAAUCAAAUUUGCUUCUUGGGAAGGAAUGGCGCAGAUUCAGAUGCAGCAUCAGAAUGUAUUGGUGGCAUCCGUUGGACCGAACGGAGUGCCUGCGGCCACUGCGGCGCCAGGUGGAGGGACUAGCCAAUUUCCCUCGACUUCUUUGUAUGUCGGGGACUUGGAUUUUAGUGUUACGGACUCUCAGCUGUACGAUCUGUUCAACCAGGUUGGUCAGGUUGUUUCUGUUAGGGUGUGUCGGGACCUGAGCACUCGGCGCAGCCUUGGCUAUGGUUAUGUCAACUAUAGCAGCCAGCAGGAUGCGGCGAGGGCAAUGGAAGUGCUGAACUUCACUUCUUUGAAUAACAAGUCGAUCCGAAUAAUGUUUUCUCAUCGAGACCCAACUAUUCGAAAAAGUGGAGCUGCAAACAUAUUUAUAAAGAAUUUGGACAAGUCAAUUGAUAACAAAGCACUACAUGAUACUUUUUCAAGCUUUGGGAACAUACUUUCUUGCAAAAUAUCCACAGAUCCUGCUGGGCAAUCUAGGGGCUAUGGGUUUGUACAAUUUGAUAAUGAAGAUUCUGCACAAAAUGCUAUAGACAAGUUGAAUGGCAUGCUUAUUAAUGAUAAGCAGGUGUAUGUUGGGCAUUUCCUCCGUAAGCAGGAGAGAGAAUCAACGCAGAAUAAGACCAAAUUCAACAAUAUCUACGUGAAAAAUCUUGCAGAGUCGACUACAGAUGAUGAUCUGAAGAAAAUUUUUGGUGAGUAUGGAGCAAUCACCAGUGCUGUAGUGAUGAGGGAUGCUGAUGGGAAGUCAAAAUGCUUUGGCUUUGUCAACAUGGAGAAUGCUGAUGAUGCCGCUCAAGCUGUUGAAGCUCUAAAUGGUAAUAAAUUUGGUGAUGAGGAGUGGUACGUUGGGAAAGCUCAGAAGAAAUCUGAGAGAGAACAAGAACUGAAAAGUCGAUUUGAGAAGAACACAAAGGAAGCUGUUGACAAAUAUCAAGGAGUUAAUUUGUAUGUUAAGAAUUUGGAUGAUAGCAUAGAUGAUGACAAACUCAAGGAACUGUUUUCGGAGUUUGGUACCAUUGUAUCAUGCAAGGUUAUGCGAGAUCCCAGCGGAGUGAGCAGAGGAUCUGGAUUUGUUGCAUUCACAGCUCCUGAAGAAGCUUCUCGAGCACUUUCUGAGAUGAAUGGGAAAAUGGUGAUCAGUAAGCCGCUCUAUGUAGCAUUUGCACAGAGGAAAGAAGAGAGAAAGGCAAGGUUACAGGCACAGUUUGCCCAAAUGAGGCCAGUUGCAAUGCCACCAUCAAUUGCUCCUCGUAUGCCAAUCUAUCCUCCUGGUGCACCUGGUAUUGGGCAGCAACUAUUUUAUGGGCAAGCUCCCCCUGCUAUUAUUCCUCAGGUAAUUCUUGUUCCCUGUGUAAAACUUUUUCUGUUCAAUUUUUUUCUGUGUUUUUUGCCACCCGUCCAUCAGGGCCAACGCCCUGGUAGAAGAGGGGCAAGUCCUAUGCAACAGACUCAGCAGCCUUUGCCGAUGAUGCCACAGCAGAUGCUGCCGAGGGGGGGACGGAUGUAUCGAUAUCCUCCCAGUCGAAAUGUGCAGGAAGUGCCAAUGCCUGGUGUCGCUGGAGGCAUGCUUUCUUCUCCUUAUGACAUGGGUGGUAUGCUUCCACGAGAUGCUGCUAUACCCCAGCCUAUGCCAAUUACAGCUCUGGCUUCUGCUCUGGCAAAUUCAACGCCUGAACAACAGAGGACGAUGUUGGGUGAGAAUCUGUAUCCUCUUGUUGAUCAACUGGAGCAUGAACAUGCUGCAAAAGUUACAGGCAUGCUUCUGGAGAUGGACCAGACAGAGGUUUUACACUUGCUUGAAUCACCAGAUGCUUUGAAAGCAAAGGUGGCCGAAGCUAUGGAGGUCCUGGGGAAUGUUCAACAGGCUAAUAGCCCAGCGGAUCAACUUGCUUCACUGUCCCUCAAUGACAACCUUGCUUCUUGAGGUAUUUUGGCGUUUAUAAAGCAGAUGUGGCCCUUCCAGUUUGAAUCAGCAUUUUGGUAGUGAGGUGGUAGAAUGUUGGGAUGAAUUUUGUGGAACUAUUUUUAGAGUUGAAUUUGCCAGAUUGUAUUUUGGUUUCAGAAUGAUUUUUGGGAUUCUUUUCUUGGUUUGCAUUAUGGCGCAGCUUGGUAUCCGUGGAUUUGGUUCUCCAUAUCUCUCUUUCAUCUAGGUGCUCUCUUAACGGGUUAUCUGAUGGGUAUGGAGUUCAUUACCUAAUAAUGAGUUUGACAUUCUUAUGCAUCAUUCUAGUUCCUUGGUGAAUGAAGAUCACUUGAAUGUCAUGUUUAUGAAUAAAAUGCAAAUACUUGACUGUACCAAAACUCAAACUUUCCGUUGUUCAAUGUAUAAAUGAAAUUGCAUUAGUUUUCCUCCCGUGGAGACAUA